AUGGUAGUGAUAAUUGAAGCUCAAAAUGAUGUUUCAUUAAAUGUUCUUUUACUUUUAUUUCAUGUGCGAACAACAGGCCGUGAUUGCAAGAGUAAACAAGAUGAAAACCGGAAUUUUAAUCUGACCAAACAUCCACAAAAAAAAACACUGCAUGUCAUUGGCCAACACUUGACGGAUGAAUUCAGCUUUUUCUGUCUGUCUUGUGGUUAUGCAAAUCUCAUGCUUAUUUGA
This is a messenger RNA of Clunio marinus, 231 nucleotides long. NCBI's taxonomy places the organism in Eukaryota, Metazoa, Arthropoda, Insecta, Diptera, Chironomidae. The record is from the annotation of a GenBank genome assembly.